Molecule: messenger RNA, 1904 nt
Organism: Phoenix dactylifera (date palm)
Lineage: Eukaryota; Viridiplantae; Streptophyta; Magnoliopsida; Arecales; Arecaceae
Product: aluminum-activated malate transporter 10-like
Biological process (GO): malate transport
Source: RefSeq, a predicted model, not a curated record
AUAGGGAGGUCCCUUCAAAUUGCAAUCUUGAGCUCCCUCACCACGCCACUCCAAUCCGCAUCUCCGACUUCUCUUGUCAUUUUCUCAGGGAAUAGCCCCACACACGUACGAAUAGGGUCGCUAAGACAAAGGAUAUACAGUCCUGGUGUACGGCCGACGUCUCAGCAACCGAACCUGUUUGACUACCUUGGGUGCCUGGGACAGGGUGGCAAUGGCAAACGACAAAGAAGCGUCGGGUGGUUUGGAAUGGCGGGUGACGGUCCCCAGUGGAUCGUCGGUGAAAAUGGAGUCGGAGUCUGGCGUGAUCAGCAGGGCAUGGACAUGGUUCGCUGGUGCUGUUUUGAUGGCGAAGUCAACGGUGUUCGGCUUCGGGAAGAGUGUCUGGAAGAUGGGAGUGGAUGACCCGAGAAAGGUCAUCCAUGGAUUCAAGGUGGGGAUCGCGCUUUCUCUGGUGUCCAUCUUCUACUAUACCAGGCCCUUGUAUGAUGGAGUUGGCGGAAAUGCCAUGUGGGCCGUCAUGACAGUUGUAGUUGUAUUCGAAUACACAGUAGGUGGGUGCUUGUACAAAGGAUUCAACAGAGCCGUCGCAACGCUAAGUGCCGGUGGCCUUGCGGUGGGCAUCCACUGGAUUGCGAGUAAGACAGGAGAGAGAGUGGAGCCCGUAAUUCUUAGUGCUUCAGUCUUCCUAUUAGGUGCAGCUGCAACCUUUUCCCGGUUCAUACCGACCAUAAAAGCCCGAUUUGAUUAUGGUAUAACGAUAUUCAUCCUCACCUUCAGCUUGGUCGCUGUCUCUGGCUACCGUGUGGAUGAAGUGCUCGAUUUGGCACAGCAGCGUUUGUCCACCAUCGCCAUCGGGAUCUUCAUUUGCCUACUCGUGUGCAUUCUGAUCUGCCCCGUUUGGGCCAGCGAAGAGCUUCACCUCCUCAUCACCAGAAAUAUGGAAAAGCUUGCAGAAUCCUUGGAGAGCUGCAUCAAAGAAUAUUUCAUGGAGGAUGGAGACGUCGACGGAACGAAUUCAUGCUCCCAAAAGUCACAGGGUUACAAAUGUGUUCUAAAUUCGAAGGCAUCCGAAGAUUCACAGGCUAAUCUAGCAAGAUGGGAACUUGCUCAUGGCCGUUUCGGCUUUCGCCAUCCAUGGAGCCAAUACCUCAAGGUUGGAGCCGCGAUGAGGUACUGCGCUUACUGUAUGGAAGCCCUCAAUGGUUGCAUCAAUUCGGAGAUUCAGGCACCUAAGUCCACAAAGAAGCAUCUGAGAGAAGUUUGCAUGAAGCUGAGCUCAGCGUCCUCAAAGGUCUUGAAGGAGUUGUCGAGCUCCAUAAAGUCGAUGAAAAGGUCUCAAAGCAUAGAUUUUUCAGUUGAAGAGAUGAGUAAUGCAGUGGAGGAGCUCCACGAUGCUUUAAGAUCAUUUCCUAACCAAUUUACACAAGAAGCAGACGAACCGGCCGUAGAAGCAACUGAAGAGAAAAAGCACUCCAUCUCGGUGACUACUACCUUGCCAGCGAUAGAACUGUUGCCGUUAAUCACAGUAGCAUCUCUGCUGAUUGAGAUAUCAGCUAGGAUUGAAGGGGUUGUCGAUGCUGUCCACACCUUGGCAGAUCUUGCAGGCUUUGAUUCUGUCGAGAAAGAGAAGCCCCUGUCUCCAACACAUCAAGAACAACAAGACAUGAAAGCCAUUCAAGAGGUCUGAGGACUCGUUAAACUAGAAGCGAACCAGAUGAGUCUCUGGUUGGCUUAAGGGGAAUAUAGGAAGAAAGAUGACGUGCUCUUUUUCUUUAAAACCUCUCAGCUGUUAACUAACUGUUUUAUCCUGGCACCCUGUCCUUUUACACGUUCUUCUUUUUCCGUGAAGUAAAAGGAGGCCAAGCUAUCAUUAUUAUUAAUGAAAUGAAAACCUGUACGUGUUA